ACAGCUUGAGAGGUGGUUUUUGAAGGGGGGUGAUGAGGUGGUUUUGUUUAUUUUUAGGGGUGGUUUCCUGGUUUUCUCUGGUGGGUCCGGCGAGCAGUAUUGGCGCUAACUGGGGGAACCAGGCAAGCCACCCAUUGCCACCAGACAUAGUGGUGAGACUGCUGAAAGAUAAUGGAUUUCAAAAGGUAAAGCUGUUUGAUGCAGAGGAAGGGACUUUAAAUGCCCUUUCAAAGUCUGGAAUAGAAGUGAUGGUGGGAAUUCCAAAUGACAUGCUGGCCACUCUAGCUGGCAGUGUCAAAGCAGCUGAGAAAUGGGUUUCUAAGAAUGUCUCCUCUCACAUCUCCAAAAAUGGUGUCAACAUCAGGUAUGUAGCUGUUGGCAACGAGCCUUUCUUAGCAACCUACAAUGGAAGCUUCCUUUCAACAACGUUCCCAGCUCUUCAAAACAUCCAAGGAGCCCUCAUAAAAGCUGGCCUGGGCAACCAGGUGAAGGUCACCGUCCCCCUCAAUGCCGAUGUCUACGAAUCGCCGGAUGGUCUCCCGUCGGGCGGUGACUUCCGCUCGGACAUCCGUGACCUCAUGCUCGCCAUCGUCAAGUUCCUCAGUGACAAUGCUGCUCCCUUCACUGUCAACAUCUACCCCUUCAUAAGCCUCUACCUAGACUCAAACUUCCCUGUUGACUAUGCCUUCUUCAGUGGUGCGUCUUCACCUGUGAAUGAUGGCGGGACCGUCUACAACAAUGUGUUUGACGCGAACCAUGACACUCUCGUAUGGGCACUGAGGAAAAAUGGCUACGAAAACUUACCCAUCAUUGUCGGCGAAGUUGGGUGGCCGUCAGAUGGUGACAAGAAUGCGAAUUUGAAUUAUGCACAGCAGUUCAAUCAAGGUUUCAUGAACCACAUUUUGACUGGGAAUGGGACCCCCAUGAGACCAGGGCCCAUCGAUGCUUACUUAUUUAGCUUGAUUGAUGAGGAUGAGAAGAGCAUCGAUCCAGGAAAUUUUGAGCGGCACUGGGGGAUAUUCUACUAUGAUGGGCAGCCUAAGUAUCCGCUUAAUCUUAGGGCGACAAACGGAGGGGCUUUAGUCCGGGCGAAGAAUGUAAAGUAUCUGAAACGGCAGUGGUGCAUACUCAAGUCAGGAGUAAAUGUCAGUGACCCACAAGUUGUAUCAAGCGUUAGUUAUGCCUGUGGUAAUGCGGAUUGCACAAGCCUUGGGUAUGGUUCGUCGUGCGGAGACUUGGAUACACGCGGGAACAUCUCGUACGCAUUUAAUAGUUACUACCAGAAGUUCAAUCAGUAUGAGAGUGCAUGCCAGUUCCCAAAGAUUUCAAUAAUAACGAAGACGGACCCGUCAACAAGAAAUUGCAGGUUUGGUAUCAUGAUCGAUUCAGGCAUGGCUGGACAUGGCCGGGGAUUUGGAAAUAUGGCCAUUGAUUUGGCAGCGGGUAUGUUUCUCUUUUUGCUGACAUAUAUAUGAGAUUGGACUUUUUAAUGCACCGUGCUCUCGGCAUUUUCUCACUUGCUUUUUAGUACUGAUAAUGAUAGUUUUGUGAUCUCUGUGAAAGGAAGUCACUAGCAAGGCUUCCCACCUUAAAGCGAUGUAUUUUGCUCU
This is a messenger RNA of Magnolia sinica, 1610 nucleotides long. Its product is annotated as glucan endo-1,3-beta-glucosidase 6-like. Gene Ontology annotation, cellular component: plasma membrane. Lineage: Eukaryota; Viridiplantae; Streptophyta; Magnoliopsida; Magnoliales; Magnoliaceae. Gene Ontology annotation, molecular function: hydrolase activity, hydrolyzing O-glycosyl compounds. The record is from RefSeq and is a predicted model, not a curated record. Bases 33 to 1475 code for a protein of 480 amino acids. Gene Ontology annotation, biological process: carbohydrate metabolic process. The transcript is spliced from 2 exons.